Molecule: messenger RNA, 1746 nt
Organism: Cadophora gregata
Lineage: Eukaryota; Fungi; Ascomycota; Leotiomycetes; Helotiales; Ploettnerulaceae
Exons: 3
Coding region: 239-1666 (475 amino acids)
Molecular function (GO): catalytic activity
Source: RefSeq, a predicted model, not a curated record
AUUCCGAACCUCAACGGAUGCUCCACAUCGUCUCCCUGAAUCCAGGAUUCGGCUUCUUCGAUAGAGUGGCGUCUUGGAUGGGUGUAUGCUGUAAUAUUUAAUUCAAGAAGAAGUAGGUUGAAUAGGUAAGGAGCACAGAGCAGCACUGUUUCCUUACAAAAAUCUUGUUCCAUUUCUCACAUCGUUUGACCUUCCCUUCUUCUAUCUUCCUCAACAGCCACCACUCCAACCAAACAUCAUGAAUUGCAGUGCUGUUGACUCAAGAGUGUUCAGAAAUCUCUUUGGCACACAAGAGAUUCGAGAUGUGUUCUCUGAUACAUCAUACGUCCAGUGCAUGAUCGAUGCCGAGACGGCACUCGGCCGAGCUCAAUCAAAGGUCGGCAUUAUCCCCAAGAAUGUUGGAGAGACCAUCACCAAAAAAUGCGAUAUCAAGAAGAUAGAUUUUGAACGUCUAGCAAAUGAGACAGAUAUUGUUGGCUAUCCAGUCCUGCCACUUGUUCGUCAGCUGGUGGAAAUGUGCCCCGUGGAAGAAGCGGGCUACAUCCACUGGGGGGCCACGACUCAAGAUAUCAUGGAUAUCGCUUCUAUAUUGCAAAUGAGAAGUGGUCUCAAAAUUGUCAGGAGGCAAUUGGAAGAGUUGAUAUACACACUCACCCAAUUAUCGAGGCAGUAUCGAGAUACGCCUAUGGCAGGAAGAACACAUCUACAGCAUGCAUUACCCGUAACAUUUGGUUACAAAUGUGCAGUGUAUCUCUCUUCUAUUCAGCGCCACUACGAACGUCUAGACCAGCUCGAGACCCGCUGCCUCCUUGUGCAAUUUGGAGGUGCCGCCGGAAGUCUGGCAUCACUUGGUAAUGAAGGAGUAGGCAUUAAAGUUCGAAAAGAGCUUGCUAUGGAACUUCAGCUUCAAGACCCAUCAAUCACGUGGCACGUGGCACGAGACUCCGUAGCUGAGAUCCAGAACUUCCUCGCACUAGUCGGAGGAUCCCUCGGAAAGCUUGCACUUGAUAUCAUUAUCAUGUCAUCCAAUGAGCUCGGCGAGGUUUCUGAACCUUUCGUACCGCAUCGUGGGGCCUCAUCUACCAUGCCUCAAAAGCGGAAUCCCAUUUCGAGCGAGGUGAUCCUGGCAGCUUCCAAGGUUCUGAGAGCAAAUGCUGGAUUGGUACUUGAUGGCAUGGUCAGCGACUUUGAGAGAGCUAGUGGACCAUGGCAUUUGGAGUGGGUCGCAAUUCCAGAGUCUUUCAUCAUGGCAUCUGGAGCGUUACAUCAAACGAUAUUCGCUAUGAGCGGAUUAGUUGUCAAUGUUGAUGCUAUGCUUGACAACCUGAACUCAAUGAGAGGGUUGAUCGUAGCAGAAGCUGUGAUGAUGGAACUUGCUCAGUCUUUUGGUCGAAAUCCAGCACACGAUAUUGUCUAUGAGGCUUGCAAGGAGAGCAUUGAGACCAAAGUGGCCCUCAUUGAUAUCUUGCUGAAGGAUGAGAAGGUGAAGGAGAAAGUUGAAGAACAAAAGCUUAGGGACUUGUGUGAUCCAAGGCAGUAUCUGGGAGGAGCUGCGGAAAUGACAGACGCUGUUAUCGCGACUCGGGGGAACUGGGGAAGCACGCUUAAGAAAAGAAAUGGUGUCAACGGUAUAAAUGGCGUCAAUGGUGUCAAUGGUUUCCACUAGAUGUGUUCUCUCUCUUUACGAGUUUCAGCGAAAGAUUUGUAUGUAUUGUAUAGAAUGAAAAGAGCGAUAUUAUUCCGAGA